AUGGUCAGUCUGGUCGUCCGUAUAUAUUUUCUAAUUGUGUUUUGACGUUUUCGCAUAUCUGGCUUGUUUGUAGGCCUUUACCACAUCGUUUGCGACGGUUUUGCCUGUGCAGUCCCAUAUGUGCGCCACCUAGGCUACUCAGAUUGUAAUUAUUACUUAGUUUAUAUCCACCUCGAUAGCAUUUAGUCGCCCAGGGCUAGACAUUUGCUAGCCCGUUUGAUUUGCGGGCUAGUGCAGGGCUAGUAACCUGUCUGGCUGCUAGUGCUCGAUCUGUGCGAGGAAAGGAGCUUUUCUGUCACACCACCUCCUUGGUGCUCACCCGGGUGCAUUUUGCGCGUCACGCUGGGGGGUCCCUUUACGCGUACGCAUGCAGGGCGCACGCGGCACUUUGUCUGGAAUUUAGGCCCCUGUCUGGCGACUUAAAUUGCCUCGGGCUACAACGCCCUCUACUCGUCCGAGAAGGCGCGUCAACCUACUGUCCCCGUGUGGUCAGUGUCCGCUAGAAUUGCUGAGAAAAUCCGGCCAAUCGCAAUACUAGCCCGCGACUGGGCUAUCCCUGGCGAGUAGAAUGCUAUCAGGGCAGACGACUGGAGCACGAGUAAUCACGCAUAACAAUCCAGUCAGUAGCUGGCUUGUCGUAUUUUCAAUCAAGCGUUUUCGCGUUCCUACGUGUGUGUAGUUACGCGAGUUAUAUUUUUUGUCCGUCUUGCCGUUCCCACAAAUUCACGGGAAGUUGACAUCUUGUAGGGUCGCGUUCGCACGAAGACCGUUAAAAAGGCGUCUCGCCUGAUUAUUGAGCGUUUCUACGGAAAACUCACCCGAGAUUUCCACACAAAUAAGCGUGUGACGCAAGACAUCGCUAUUAUCGGGUCCAAGCGCCUCCGGAACCGCAUUGCUGGAUUUGUGACUCAUCUGAUGAAGCGCAUUCAGCAGGGCCCAAUCCGAGGCAUCAGCAUUAAACUUCAAGAGGAGGAACGCGAACGUCGCGACAAUUUCCAGCCCGAGGUAUCUGUCCUUGAGAGCAUGGUCUACGAGCCGGAUCCUACUUCUGCUGCUAUGAUCAACAGCUUGGUAGGUUUCUGUUUAGUCUCUUCAUGUCUUAAAACCCAUUUGUAGACGGACAAAAAACGGACGACGCAAUCAAAGAAGCACUGA
Messenger RNA from Spirometra erinaceieuropaei, 1155 nucleotides. The record is from the annotation of a GenBank genome assembly. Lineage: Eukaryota; Metazoa; Platyhelminthes; Cestoda; Diphyllobothriidea; Diphyllobothriidae.